UUCUAAUCUCCCCGCUCUAUUUUUAUACUUCUAUAAUCAUCCAACUUCUCUUUUAUGUUGAUUGCAGAUGAACCAUGAGUUGUUUCUGCUUCUACUUUGAAACAUCUAGGGUUUUGAUUGGAUGAACCCAGAUUAUUAGUUUGUCAUGAGAUUGGGUUACUAACCUCCUUUUCUCCUCACAAUGAGAUAUUGGUUCAGGUGGUAAUGGAGAGUGGUGGUGAAGCGAUGGACGAUCAUUGUCCUAGAUGGGUGCCAGUAAAAAAGAAGCAUAGAAGUGGCUCAAAGUUCUCGGUUCAGAGUUGGGCUGGAGGAUUUUCAGGAAAGAAUGGCUCUUGUUAUCAGCUUCCUAUGUCUUCUGUGGGUGAAAAAUUUUCAAAUUUGGCAGGGAAAGAUAGAUCUGAGCUUUCAAAAGGUGCAAAGAAUUAUGCAUAUGUGCCGAAUACAGAUGACAAUGUUAUAGCCAAUUUUGAGAAACCACCUAAUUUGGAAAAAACCAAAGAAAAUGGAAGUCCCCCUAAGCUUGUAGAAUCACAUGUUUUCCAGAACAGUGUUGUGGCCGAGGAUAAUUUGGAAGUUCAACAAAAGGAUGGGACUGAAACCGUUCCCAAGAUCAGGUCUGGUGAUAUUGAUGAUGGUCACAUGUUGGUAUUGUAUCCUGAAGGUAUGCAUGAAGGAAAUGUAAAAUCUUCGGACAGUGAGAAUAGCAGUUUGGUGAAUAUGAACGACGAAUCUGGUGUUGAGGUGAACUUUCAGGUCCCUGUAUUGGUCCAUGAGGUGGAUGAUUCAGGAAUUCAAGAGUUACCAGAUAUCAGCGAAGUGUCAUCUCUUAGUUCAAGUGAUUGUGUGUCCUUUUAUACUGAGAAGAGUGACAACGGAAUCUCUGGAGAAGAUCGUAAUCAGUUUAAGCUUGAACCUUAUGAAGAAAAUGCAUCCGAGCUUUCUACAUCUCUUUCAGAAAAAUUGGAGUCGCCCUUUGUCUUGGAAGGAAAUGAGCUGGAAAAGGAGCUAGAAGUUUCCGAGUCACAAGUAAAACUACAUGAAUCAGACAUGUUGCCUCUCAACUUUAAAGAAGAUGAAUCUAGGAUUGAUGAGUCGCUAAUUACAGAUGAAAAAUUAGUAACAGUGGUUGAUCCACAAUUGCUUCUCAUUUCAAAAGGAGAUGAGUUGAGAGUUCUCCCGUCACCGGAUACCGCUGAAAAAUUAGGUGUGGUAGUUGAGCCUCAGCUGUCUGAAGAAUAUGAGUUGAGAGCUGAGCCACCUAUUGUAGUUAAAAAAUCAGAAGUUAUGGUUGAGUCUCCAUUGCUGCUUACCUCCAAAGAAGCAGACUUCAUAAUACCUGAAUUAUCUACUACACUUGAAAAAUCAGGAACGAAGAUUGAACCUUCAUCACCUUUAGUUCAUGAAGAAAAUGAGUUGAGAGUUCCUAAAUCACCUGUUACACUUGGGGAAGUAGAUCUUGUUGAAUCUCAUUUCCCGUCUAUCUCUAACAAAAGUUAUUUGAGAGUUGCUGAGUCCCCUAUUGCCAUUGAAAAGACAGAUUUUGUGGCUCAAUCUGAAAUACCUCUUAUCUCUAAAGAUAAAGAGUUUAGAGUUUCUGAGUCAUCUAUUACCAUUGAUAAAUGUAGAACUAUGGUUGAACCAUCAAUGCCUCUAAACUUCAAAGAAAAUAGUGUUUCUGAAGUUAAUGAGUCAAGAAUUUCUAUUCCACAAGUUAUGGUGGCUGACCCAGAGUUGCUUCUCAAGUAUAAAGGAAAUGACCUGAGAGCUCUCCAAUUUCCAAGUACUAUUGAAAAAUUAGGCGUGGUAGUUGAGCCUCAGGUGCCCCAAGAAUAUGAGUCAAGAGAUGAGUCACCUAUUGUUAAAAUAUCUGAAAAUAUGGUUGAGUCUCCAUUGCAUCAUACCUCCAAAGAAGCAGACUUCAGAGUUACUGAAUUGAUUGCUAACCUUGAAAAAUCAAGAAAAGAGAUUGAACCUUCAUCACCUCUAGUCCAUGAAGAAAUCGAGUCGAGAGUUCCUGAACCACUUGUUACAAUUGAGAAAGCAAAUUUGGCUGUUGAAUCUCACUUUCUUUUUGUCUCCGGAGAAAACGAUUUGAGAGUUGUUGGGUCCCCAGUUGGCAUUGGACAAGUAGAUAUUGUGGCUGAAUCUGAAUUACCCCUUAUCUCCAAAGAAAAAGAGUUCAAAGUUUCUGAGUCACCUGUUACAAUUGAGAGAUUGGGAACUAUGGUUGAACCUUCUUUUCUUCCAAGCUUCAAAGAAAAUGAGUCACGAGUUACUAAAGUUAAUGAGUCUAGAAAUUCUGUUUCACCAGUUACGGUGGUUGAUCCACAAUAUCUUCUCAUGUCUCAAGCAAAUGAGUUGAGCGUUCUCCAAAAUCAAGGUACUGUUGAAAAAUUAGACGUGGUAGUUAAGCCUCAGAUGCCCCAAGAAUAUGAUUCGAGAUUCGAGUCACGUGUUGUUCAAAAAUCAGAAAAUAUGGUUGAGUCUCUGUUGCCUCUUACCUCCAAAGAAGUAGACUAUAGAGUUACUGAAGUGUCUGCUACACUAGAAAACUCAAGAACAGAUAUUGAAACUUCAUCACCUCUAGUUCCUGAAGAAACUGAGUUGAGAGUUCCUGAAUCACCUAUUACAAUUGAGAAAGCAAAUUUUGCUGUUGAAUCUCAGUUCCCUUUUGUCUCUAGAGAAAAUGAUUUGAGAGUUGUUGAGUCUCCUGUUGACAUUGGAAAGGGUGAUAUUGUGACUGAAUUUGAACUACCUCUUACCUCUGAAGAAAAAGAGUUCAGAGUUUCUGAGCCUCCUGUCACAAUUGAGAGAUCGGGAACUAUGGUUGAACUUUCUUUGCCUGUAAGCUUCAAAGAAAAUGAGUCAAGUGUUUACGAAGUUAAUGGUUCCAUAAAUUCUGUUUCACCAUUUACGGCGGCUGACACACAAUAUCUUAUCAUGCAUAAAGGAAAUGAGUUCAGAGAUCUGCGGUUUCCAGGUACUGUUGACAAAUUAGGCAUGGUAGUUGAGCCUCAGGUGCCUAGAGAACAUGAGUUGAAAGCUAAGUCACCUGUUGCAGUUAAGAAAGAACAAAUUAUGGUUGAGCCUACAUUGUCUCUUACCGCUGAAGAAGCAAAUUUCAAAUUUUCUGAAUUGUCUGCUACACUUGAAAAGUCGGGAAUAGAUAUUGAACCUCCAUCACCUCUAGUCCUCGAAGCAGUCGAGUCGAGAGUUCCUGAAUCACAUGUUACAAUGGAGAAUACAGAUAUGGUUUUUAAAUCUCAUUUUCCUUUCGUAUCCAGAGGAAAUGAUUUGAGAGUUUUUGAGUCCCCAGUUGCCAUUGGAAAGGCUGAUAUUGUGACGGAAUCUAAGUUACCUCUUAUCUCCCAAGAAAAAGAGUUCAAAGUUUACGAGUCACCUGUUAAAGUUGAGAAAUUAGGAACUGUGGGUGAAUCUUCUUUGUCUAUAAGCUUCAAAGAAAACAAGUCAAUAGUUUCUGAAGUUAAUGAGUCCAGAAUUUAUGUUUCACCAGGAAUGAUGGUCGACUCACAUUCUCUUCUCAUGUCUAAGGGAAAUGAAUCAAGAGUUCUCCAGUCGUCAUGUACUAUUGAAAAAUUAGACAUGGUAAUUGAGCCUUAUGUUCCCGAAGAAUAUGAGUUGAGAGCUAAGCCACUUACCGAAAUUAAAAAAGCAGAAAUUAUGGUUGAGUCUCCAUUGUCUCUUACAUCCAUAGAAGGAGACUUUAGAGUUGUUGAAUUGUCUGCUACAAUUGAAAAGUCAAGAACAGAGAUUGAACCGCCAUCACCACUAGUCCCCGAAGAAAAUGAGUCGAGAUUUCUUGAAUCACCUUUUACAGUUGAGAAAGCAGAUCUGGCUUUUGAUUCUCAUAAUCCAUUAGUCUCCAGGGAAAAUGAUUUGAGAAUUGUUGAGUCCCCGGUUUCCAUUAGAAAGGAAAAUAUUAUUGAUGCGUUUGAGUUACCUCUCAUCUCUGAAGAAAAAGAGUUUAGAGUUUCUAAGCCACCUGUUACAAUUUUGAAAUCAGAAACUAUGGUUGAACCUUCCUUUCCUCUAAGCUUGGAAGAAAAUGAGUCAAGAGUUUUUAAUGAACCUAUAACAACUGAGAAAGCAGACAUGAUGGUUAAAUCUGGGUCCCCUCUUCCGUCCAAUGAAAAUGUUUUAGAAGAUCCCAUGUCAUCAGUUACAACUGAAAAAUCAGACCUUAUGGUUGAAUCUCAGUUGCCUAUUUUCUCCAAGGAAAACUAUUCAAGAGCUUCAGAUUUUCCGUUUAGGGUUGAGAAAUUGGACACACUAGUUGGAUCUCAGUUGCCUCUUAUCUCUGAAGAGAAAAAAUCUAGAGCUUCCGAGUCUCCGGUUAUAAUUCAGAAAUCAUACAUUGUGAUUGAAUCUCAGUUGCCUCUCACCUCCAAAGAAAAUGAGUUGAAAUUUUACAAAUCUCCUAUUACAAUGGAAAAACUAGAUAUGUUUGCUGAAUCUCACGUACCUCUGAUCUCCAAAGACAAUAAUUCAAGAGCUCUGGAGCCACUACGUACGGUUGAAUUAUCAGACAUUGUUUCUGGAUCUCAGUUUCCACUUAUGUGUGAGGAAAAUAAGUUGAGUGUUUCAAAAUCACAGGUUUCGUUUGCUAAAUCCGACGUAUUGUUUGAAUCUCAUAUUCCUCCAAUCUCUAAAGAGAAUGAGUUUAGAACGCGUGAGAGACCUGAUAUAAUUGAGAAAUCAGACAUGGUGGUUGGAUCUCGGUUGUCUUUAGUUUCCAUAGAAAAUGAGUCCAGAGUUUCCAAAUCACAUGUUACAGUUGAAAAAUUAAAUACAGAAACUGAAUCUCAGUUGCCUUGGAUCUCCAAAGAAAAAGAGUCAAGAAUGUUGGAGUCAGAAUUUUCAAUUGACAAAUCUAACAGAGUGGCGGAAACAGAGUUGUCGUUUACUUCCAAAGAAAAUGCAUCUAGAGAUUCCGACUUGCAAAUUAUUAUUACAAAUCAAGAAGGAAAAUCAAGAGUUCCUGAGGCACAAAAUUCAAGCAUGGUUGCCAAAGUCCAGACUAGCUUGUCUCUAACCACCAAGGGAAAUGAAUCAAGAGGUGCCGUGAUGCCAUUUGGAAAACCAGAUGUGGUUGUUGAACCUCAAGUGCCCAAUAUUUUCAAAGAAAAUGAGUCAAGUGAUAAAUCGGAAGGUGAUGCAGGUGAAAGCAAAGAAAGAUUUGGGGAUAGACUUUGGGGUUUUCUGUUUGAGAAUCUUAACAAGUCCGUAGAUGAACUUUAUCUUCUUUGCGGGCUAGAGUGUGACAUAGAUCAGAUGAAAGAGGCUGUCCUUGUUCUUGAAGAGGCUGCAUAUGAUUUUAAUGAAUUAACUGCAUGGGUUCAGGAGUUUGACAAAGUGAAAAGGUCUUCUCAAUCAGUAGAUAGUGCAAUGAGUGAUUUAAGAUUUGAUCACCGUAGGCCUCAUGCUCUCUCAUGGGAGGUCAGGAGAAUGGCAACUUCCUCUCACAGAGUUGAUAUACUACCUUCAUCACUAGAGGCAUUUAAAAAAAUUCACCAAGAGAGAGCUGAUAUACUUACAACCAAUACUUCAAAGAACCCGGCGCUUGGAGGCUCUAGUCAUCAUCAUGUUGCAGCAGCUGAGCGACAAAAACCAGUGGUGAAUAGUUUAAAGGAAUCCCAUGUUGGAGAUUCCGUAAUAAGAGUAGAACAAAGUAGAUGCUUGGAUGUUAAGAAGCAGAAUGGUGAUGACCAAUUGAAUAGGGAGUCAGCAAGUUGCAGCAAAGUCAAUUUCAUACAGAAUGGUUAUGACCAUUUGAAAUCCUUUUCUGGUCUCGACUCACAUCAGGUAAUGCACAAGCUGGACAUUUCCGCCACUCUAGAGGCAAGAAAGACCAAAAGAGUUCAUAAGGUGGAGAAGGUAGAAGCUAAUGAUCACCCAAAGAACCACACACAUCCUUCUGAAAAUGAUAAAGACAGGAGGAACUCUAUGACAUUUAAGUCCAUGGAUGCUUGGAAAGAAAAGAGAAGAUGGGCAGAAAGAAUUCCAUCUCCAGGUACAAACAGAAGGAAAAGUGCUGAGAGAGCACGGGUUUUACCCGACAGACUGAUGUCACCAGAAAAGAAGAAGAGAACCGCCAUUGACUGGAAGAAAGAAGCAGAAGAGAAGCAUGAAAGGGCCAGAAGGAUAAGAAAUGAGUUGGAGAAUGAACGUAUUCAGAAGCUACAACGCUCCUCGGAGAAGCUCAAUCGUGUGAAUGAAUGGCAGGCCGCACAUAGCAUAAAGCUGCAAGAGGAAAUGCAUGCUCGCCGCCAAACUAGUGAAUCUAGGCAUGAAGCUUAUCUAGCACAAGUUGCAAGGAGAGCUGGUGACGAAAGUAGUAAAGUCAAUGAAGUUCGGUUGAUCACAUCUCUAAAUGAAGAGAAUAAGAAGAUCAAGUUGCGUCAAAAGCUUCAUGAUUCGGAGGUGAGGAGAGCUGAGAAGGUUCAGGUAAGAAAAUCUAAACAAAAAGAGGGCAUGGCUCGAGAGGAAGCUGUUUUAGAACGGAGAAAGCUUAUUGAAGCUGAGAAAGUACAGCGUCUGGCUGACACGCAAAGGAGAAAGGAAGAAGCUCGGGUUAGAAGGGAAGAGGAGCGAAAAGCGUUAAGUGCAGUACGUGAAGCGAGAAUAGUGGAGCAACUCAGAAAGCGAGAAGAAAGAGUAAAAGCACAACAAGAGGAAACUGAAAUGUUGGCUCGGAAAUUAGCUGAGAGAUUGAAAGAAAGUGAGCAGCGUCGUAAGUUUCACCUGGACCAAAUACGGGAGAGGGCUUCAAUGGAUUUCAGGGAUCAAUCUUCACCAUUGCCGAGACGACCUGUGAGUAGAGAUGGCCAAGAAAGGAGUAGCUCAUCAACAAAUAGUGGUGAAGAUUCUGAAGAGCGUGAUCCCACUUUAGGCCCACGUGGUCAUGCUCUUGAUCCUGGAAACACAAUGCAACAAGAUUUGCUCAAGAGACAUAUUAAGAAGAUCCGUCAGAGGCUAAUGGCUCAGAAAUAUGAGUUUAUUGAGCCGCUGAUUGGUUGUGAAAAUUCUAGUUUUGGAUAUAGGACAGCCCUAGGAACUGCAAGGGCAAAACUUGGGCGGUGGAUUCAAGAACUUCAAAGACUCCGUCAAGCAAGAAAAGAAGGGGCCUCAAGUAUAGGUCUAACUAUUGCUGAUAUGAUCAAGUUUAUUGAAGGUCGGGACCCUGAGCUGCAGGCUUCUCGACAAGCUGGUCUGCUUGAUUUUAUUGCUUCAGCUCUCCCUGCAUCUCAUACUUCAAAACCUGAAGCUUGUCGAGUCACAGUGCACCUCUUAAAACUUUUGAGGGAAAUGGUUGUGAAACAAUUGGACAUCAUUGAUGAAGAACAGAAGAGUAACAACUUAGUUAGCAUGAAUCAGGCUACAACUGAUCUUCUUUCUGCAAUAUCCGAAACUGGGCUAGUCAGUCUUCCUUCUUUGUUUACAUCUGUUCUGUUACAGACUAGCAAUCGACCAUUCUCUGAACAGGGCUCCUAUGUCCUUCCAUCUAAUUUUGAAGAGGUGGCAACUGGUGUGCUCAAGGUUCUAAAUAAUUUGGCUCUUGUGGAUAUUUCUUUCAUACAGAGAAUGCUGGCAAUGCCCGACCUGAAAAUGGAAUUUUUCCACUUGAUGAGCUUCCUUCUAUCUCAUUGUACCAGCAAAUGGAGAGGAGCUACAGACCAGAUCGGCUUGCUGCUUCUGGAAUCUCUAUUGCUUAUAGGUUAUUUUGCCUUGUUUCAUCCGGAAAAUCAAGCCGUCCUUCGCUGGGGUAAAAGUCCAACUAUACUUCAUAAGGUAUGUGAUCUGCCAUUUGCAUUCUUCAGUGACCCUGAGUUGAUGCCGGUUUUAGCUGGUACACUGGUUGCUGCCUGCUAUGGGUGUCAGCAGAACAAGAGCCUGGUGCAACAAGAAAUGUGUGUCGAUAUGCUACUUUCCUUGAUCAGGUCGUGCAACGGCAAACCCAAUGCAACGACUGACAACCACCCACCGGCCGAGGAUUGUAGCGAAAGUAGUAAUCACGAUUUCAAAAGUUCACCAGGGGGUUAUGAUAACCCACUAAAAUCCAGUCGUAACCAUGUUGUUAGACCGAGACCGAGCAGGUAUUCUCUAGGGGGGAGAAGUAGUGUUGUUUCUGCAAGCAGCAUAAGGACCGGGAAGCUGAGGAGAGCAGGAAAGACAGGUGAAGAAAUGGGGUUGAAGCCGCAAAGUUUAGGAGCUCCUCCUGAAGCUUCCACAAUGUUGCAUUGCAGAUUCUCGACUGCCUUCAUUAACAAGGCAGAGGAUUUCUUUACUUCAGCGGAUGAAAAUGUUUGAUGUUUAACAAGGAAAAAAAGCAUAAUAUACGGUAUAUGUUGCUUCAACGGAUGCAUAUGGUUAACUGCACAAACAACAACAACUUUUCCUUUACUAAACAAAAGUAGACGGGGAAGCUUGAGAUGGCAAAGCGUGGGAGCAUAUGCGGUUGAGAAAAUAAGCUAGUCUUCCCUUUCAGAGCCUCAAUGGAAUAUGAAGGAUUCUCUGCCCUUGGACUGAGAUGAACAUGCAUCUAUGUUCUAGAGCUGCUGCGGUGUUGUUGUGUCAUGACAGCAAAGCAAAGAGCUGCAAUUUUGUAGAGCAAUUUACCAAGGUUGAUAUAAUAGGAAGCUGAGAUAGCCAAGAGCAAGUACAUUGUAACACGACUUUUCAGUAAGUGGAAAAUGGAAAUGGG
Molecule: messenger RNA, 8722 nt
Organism: Linum tenue
Lineage: Eukaryota; Viridiplantae; Streptophyta; Magnoliopsida; Malpighiales; Linaceae
Source: the annotation of a GenBank genome assembly